AUGACUGUUGUCCGCAUUGUCCCGAUACCGCGACGACACACUACACCGGACGAGAAGUUCCUCAGGCCAAGAAUACAGCUGGAAAGUCGAGAGCAUGGUGCUUAUCUGUACAAAUUCGAGGCCACCCGAGCACUCCCCGUUGUUGAUCUCCGACACACUCUAUCACAUCGAUGGCUGGGUCCACAGCGAAAUUUAAAGUUUUUACGCUGGAUGAAGAAGAAUUUUGACUUUAUGCACUUCGGACAGAUACUUGGAAUUUUACUUACGGUGGUGGUGGUGGCUUCACCACGGGACGUUGGUAAAAUACUAGGACCAAUUUCUGCGGCGCUCUCAAUGACGUCUUUAAUGAGCUCAACGGCCACCGCAAGCCUCGACGUGUUGAGACUUCUCAGUCAAUUUUACGAGUUCUGGUUCUUCACAGUUGCCAACUUCAUCGCCUGGUCACUACUCGCUUUCUUCUUGGCCGAUCCACUACGAGCCAUGAGUUUAAUUCCACUUUGGCUCAACUCACAACUCUCAAUUUCGAUGGACACCAACUUCCGCACGUUCGUAAUAGCCAUACGCAGCAACAUUAUACUCUUGACUGUGCUGAUAGUCAUCGUAGUUCUCGUCUUCCUCCAAGUCGUAGAUGUCGAAGAAGCUCGUCUCGGAACGUUGAUACCCUUAACCGGUGCAGUGGAAGAUGUCACGUUACCAUUACUGGGACUAUUCGAGAACGCCGUGGCCACUUUGAUCCCGUUUAUCAUGCGAGUUCUCUAUACAAAGCGAAAGCUCUUCGCAGCACACAGUGCCGGCUCCAAACUCAUCCGAUGUCAGCUCUAUCGUACCCAUCUCGUGCUGCGUCCUGUGCGGUACUCAAGAACUGCCAGUCUUGGAGUCGAGACCAGUAGCAGAGGCCACGUUCUGCACAAACAACUCGGCAUUUCAUCCCCCGUCAUGUCCAUAGCAAGCGCCAACGACACAGCUCAACAUCAUCAGCAGAUCACACUCGUGGCAUUACGCCUCAGCGCUAUCGACACACGAAACACAAUAUUAAAAUCGUGGCCGACGAAGCCUCCAGAGCGGUUCUCCGUCUCGAAACUCAUCAGAAUUUACGGCACCGGAUCAUUCGGACUAGCGCUCACGGUUGCAACGCUAACUCUUCCACCAGGUGGGAGUCAAUCAGCACAGGAAUACGCAGUCCCUGUCCUCGGAUUCCUACUCAGCUUGGCCUUCUGUGCUGUAUUUGCAUGCGCCAGUCAGCGAGAUAUGCUGCGUGCCUUGUUAUUCCAUAACUUCGGCUUUCUUUUCUCAACGUUGCACUGCUCCAUAGCGUGUCUGUGUGUGUCGGAUAUGAUGAGUUGGGACUAUCGUUGUUGGGCGGUGGCCAGUGCCUUCCUGUGGUUCGUGUGGGUCCAGCUGCUCGAUGCUGUGACUCCACCUGUACGACGACAACUCAGCUUCUCGAAGCUGCAAGUGGUGCCCGUGUUGUGGUUAUUAUGGGCUCUAAUGCUCUCAGUAGCCUACGCAAGCGUCUUCCUGUCUGCAGAGACCAGUGGACUGCACGGAAGAGACCUCGUGCACUUCCGUGUAGGCCACAAAGUGAUCAACACCAAGAUCAUUCUCAUCAACCGCGUCUUCAUCAUGUUCUUCUGGAUGCAGCGUCACGCGUGGAACGUCUUCAAAGGAGCGUUCAUACGUUGCAGACAGUUCAUUCAUCCGCCAGUUCCCUCAGAAGAUCCAGAUGAAGACGUCUUAGAUCCUGACGAAGAAGAGCUUAGUAUUAUGCGCGGAUCUCUGGAAUAUUUCUGCCCAUUCGACACUUUUCCAGGACUACGACGCAGGAUCAGAAGCUUACGGAUGCCUUCCAGUAGUACCAGUAGUUUUCGCAGGAACUCGCUGACUGGACGGCAUCGUGUUCGACGUCUCAGUUCUGCGACUUUGUUGACUGGAGUGAUGGUUUCUACCGAGGAGCAACGACGGAAAACCAGACGAGGGGCAUUCGGACAGCGUUCCAGUGCUUCAAGCGUUAAUCAUACUAUCGUUCCUGUCCGAGAGAAGAGGGCGUGGAGUGAGUCCGUCCCUGGUAUGAUUAGCGAUGAAUAAUACAGAAAGUAAAAUAAAAGUAAUGGUAGUAUUUCAAGACUCAUCGGUACUGCUCGACUUCUUGAUCCGGGC
This is a messenger RNA of Phytophthora nicotianae INRA-310, 2157 nucleotides long. RefSeq lists its product as hypothetical. Lineage: Eukaryota; Oomycota; Peronosporomycetes; Peronosporales; Peronosporaceae. The record is from RefSeq and is a predicted model, not a curated record. The transcript has a single exon. The coding region runs from base 1 to 2085 and encodes 694 amino acids.